CGAGAUCAGCGAAGUGUAAAAGAUUGCUCAACUGAAUUUAAUUUUCAACACUCAAUCGAUAGUCAUAGCGGUGAAUACUCACCACACUCAACACCUUCCAUAACACACCCACCGCCAACGCUCGGUCAAGCCGAGCACGAUCUACUCAAACAGUUUGCUUUGCUCUUUGGCCCCGACGCCGAUGUCAAUACAUAUUAUAUAUUAGAUUCAGAUAUUGAUGGAGAUGACGAAGACACUGGCGUUAACAGUUCGGCAGCCAAUGUGCAUAUCGAACAGACGAUUGCCGAAAUUAAUCAGAUAGGUUCACCUUUGGAAACCAGCCGUACAACGCCGACAAAGAGUGUAACCAGCUCAAUGACAAUUUCACCAGAAUCACCAUCGUUUACAGUUAAUGAGGCGCAUCUACCGCAUAUACCAUCUUCAUCUACAUCCAGCUCAUCCAUGUACGCUAUACGCACACCAUCACCGAUUCGAUUUCGUUUAUUGGAAUCGCCAUGCUCCGAUAUCGACGGUAUCACCCUUACUGAGAUGGUGGAAGUACAUUAUCCGCCGAUGAAAGCACACGACGUAAGAGUGAAUAUGGAGCAUUUACUGGUUGAAGGUCAAACUGAGGUUGGCGUCAAUGUCACAGAUGAUUUUCUGAGUCAAAAUAAUAAUACAUCCUGUUCUAUGUCAUCCACCCUAACAGAUAGCAAAACUGUUGAUGUACGAACACCGAUAGUGGUUUAAGCAUGUGUUAAAAAUAUGUAUGUAUGUUUGAAUGUGGUAUCCAUGGUAUUUAAUUGGGCUUAAGUUGGUAGUGGUCACAUUCAUGUGCUUGUACCCAAGCAAGAUUAUUUGAAGUGCAACAAACCACAAAAACAACCAAAAAUCUAUAAAAACAACAAAGCUAAUUGUGGUAAAUGAGGCGCAAUGUAUGUAUAAGAUUCAAAAACCUAGCUUCGUAGUUCGUUGUUAAAAAGUAUGCAGGCUUAUAAAUGUAAUUAGGUGACGAGGUUAAACUUAACAAAAAAAAUUAUUACUUUCUAGGGUCGUACGGCAUACGAUAGCAGAAUAUCUUAAGGAGUCAUUUGCUUAGUCAAGGUAUUUCUAAAGCUACAUAUUCUUACGGAAGCCAUUUAGAUGGCGCCUAAGGCUCAGUUAGUGUGUAAAGAUUAGGCGUAAGAAGACCCCAAGCGUACUAAUUAAUGGAGAACAGAAUUAAAUUUCUUCAUUUAUUGGCGAGUUCCACAGUUUUCAGACGUAGGGUGACUCUUCCCUAACUUUGUUGGCGAGAACUUGCUUUUGUCAACGGAUGACCAAUAUUUUGGCCUUUUCCACCGAGGGUUACUAUUAAAACUGUCGGCUUUAUAUAAAAAAGGUCUUCAGGUCCAACGUAGUCUGAUCAUCGAAUAGAAUUUCAACGCGAUAAUUAUCCUCCUUCGGAUAAGGAAUCUAAAGUCUGUCAAACCAGCUGUAAUUAUAGCAAGUAUUGACGUUAUAAAAAAAGAACGGAAAAUUUUAAGAAUAUUAACGCAGCUGCUGAAUUAAAAAAAAAAAUUGUUAGGUUAUAAAAAAUAGUAUGAGUAAAGGGAUUUAGUGAUGUGUAGAAAAAUUAUAAUGCUAUUAGUUUUUGAGGGCAUAAAACUCUUUAGAGUCAAAAAGUUAAACACGGCUUGCUUGUUAGUUCACAGAUACAAGUAUUACUACUUGGCCUCUUUUACCAUAAAUUGCUUUGUUAUUACUGUUAUACUUUGUAAUUUACUCUACUCGACUUUGCUAUAUUAAUUUAGUAAAUUUAUAUCUGUAGAGAUACUGAGGAAAUAUUGUUUAUUGGCUUGGUUCUAGCGCUUGGACUCUUUAGAAUAUUUUGUACAUACAUAUGUAAAUUUAUAUACAUAUUUAUGUAUGUAUAUAAAAUACAUAAAGCCUUUUCUCUGAUUUCCCAAUAAAUUUGGAGGCACAAAGGAAAAAUAAGACUCUUUACGGUCGAUUGAAAGCGUUUAAUACUGGCCACAAAUUUAUCAUUGGCUAAAGUCCUGACCAGGGUUGCAGAUAAUGCAAUAAAAAAUUAAUUGAAUUUAAAUUUGGAAUAAUUUUUAUUUUUUUUAAUUUUGUAAUCCCGAAAGCCUUAAUAAUAACAAUUUUUAAAUUUUUAAAACCCAAAUACCGGAUUUAAAAUAAAAGAAAAUAAUUUUUAAUUUCAAAAUUCGGAUUAAAAUUUAUGUUUAAUUAAUCUCGAUCACCAGAAAGAAAAAAAGAUUAAUAGCAAAAAUUUAAUUAAAAACCUAUAUAUUUUUUUUUAAAUCUUAAAUACCGGUUUGAAAACGAAAAAAAACUUCUUAAAUUCCAAAAUUAACAUAAAACAUUAAAAAUAAUUUUUUUUAGAAUUAAAAUUUUUUCGUGCUUUUUUACCUCGUGUUCUACCAUUUUUGUCAUCUUUUGAAAAAAAGUUUAUUUUUAAUAAAAUAUCCUUAUAGUAUAACUGCUUUUAAUUAUAGUAUAUAUGUAAAUCUUUUUUUAUAUUCCUUUUCAUUGCAGCUUUUAAUUUGAAAAAUAAUUUUUUUAUUUGUUACUCAACUUUUAAAUUUUAAAAUAGUUUUUCAAUUUUUAUGCAAGAUGUUGAAGAUUAAAAAAUAAAUUUAAAAUUUUUAUUAUUAAAUAUUAAUUAGUCCCAAACAUGAAAAUUGAAUUUUUAACCCCAAAAUAUCAAAAUUAGAAUUAAAAAUUGAAAUUUUACUUUUUAAUCGCGAACAUCUUGAAAAAAAUUGAGAAAAUAUUUUUAAAAUGAAAAGUUAUAAAAAAAUUAUUUUUCGAAUUAAAAAAAAAAAAUCAAAUUAAAUUAAAAUCAAAUUAUCCAAAAUCGUAAUUAAAAAUUGGAAACUUAUUUUAAAUUAAAAAUGUUGGCUUAAAAAUAUUCGCAACCCUGGUUCUGACCGCAGAAAUAACCCAAAAAUGCAAUUAUCAUGACUUUUCUCUUUUGCAUUACCGGCUCUUUAAAAUUAUUUGUUUCUAGAAUUUUAUGCGUUUUAUGAAAAAUACUAUGGACUGUCAAGAUUUACAAUAUUUUGUAUUAUAUAUAAUAUUUAAUUUUUGUAAUUUUUAUUUACCUUUCUAACAAAUUUAUAAAUUUUAAGUAUUUUGAAAGCAAAUGUAAACCAAAUCUAUGCUCGCAAUACAUACAGAUGAAUAUGUGUAUUGAUAUAUUGAUUAUCUGCUUAUAAUUAUUUUAUAUUUAUGUAUGUAUGUAUGUAUAUAAAAGAAGGCAUUUGCUUAAAAUAGUUAAUUAUGAAUGAAAAGUGUAAGCACGUUGGGCAAUUUUUUUCACUUCGUUGAAAAAGAAACGUAAUGCGAUAAAUAAAAGUUAGAAAUAUGCAAUUUCUUUAGAAUGAGUAACGGUAUAGAAUAAGCUAGUUUGCAAAUUGUACGAUAUUUUCUUUGAUUAAUUUUUAUCAAUAUUAAACUUAUCUCAAUACUGCACUUUCAAUAAUUUCCUUCCUUAAAACGCAAACAUUUUAAAUUUAACUUUGCAUAAAGAAGUUUGAGUAUAGUAAAUAAGUAAGAUAUGCCUGUGUCUGCAUAAAACAGGACAUGUGUGUUAAAUUAAAUUGUUUGUAAAUGUAAGCAUUUGAUGUACAAUACCAACUGACCAAUAAACUCGAAUGAAAAGAAGAAUAAUUGUUAACAGUUUUGAAAAAAUAAAUAAAUAAAGCUAAUAAUAAUAUAAAUGGUA
Molecule: messenger RNA, 3712 nt
Organism: Bactrocera oleae (olive fruit fly)
Lineage: Eukaryota; Metazoa; Arthropoda; Insecta; Diptera; Tephritidae
Source: RefSeq, a predicted model, not a curated record